Cyprinus carpio (common carp) is the source of this 4366-nucleotide messenger RNA. RefSeq names its product mucin-5AC-like. The record is from RefSeq and is a predicted model, not a curated record. NCBI's taxonomy places the organism in Eukaryota, Metazoa, Chordata, Actinopteri, Cypriniformes, Cyprinidae. Bases 281 to 4366 code for a protein of 1361 amino acids. The transcript is spliced from 35 exons.
UCUACCAACCACUACAACAGUGUUUCCAGAAACAACAACCAGUGUUUCUGUUACUACUUCAAACCUCAUAUCUGGUUCAGCAGUGGUCACAAGCAAGCUGGUUUUCAACUCCUCAUCUCCAGUCCCCAGUGAAUCUCUGGUCCUCAAUGCAAUCAAAACUCUGCGUAAUUCCAGAGAGUCACAGCUCAAUGAAUCGGUGAAGGUGGUGAAUGUCACCUAUGAGAAAAUCUCAGAAACCUCCUAUGUCGUCAUCUUCGACUUUAGUCUGAGUAAUAUCAGCAUGCCAGAGGAACCUGAUCUAAGAAACAACAGUUAUGUUCAAGUACAAGAUGUCAUCAAUAAUGCGCUGAACACUCUUCUGAAUGAACCUGGCAGUCUAACUUUACAACCCAAGACCUCCAACUUCACGAGCAAUUCAAGUCUGAUUGAAGGCAGGAUGGAAUACAACUUCCAGGAUGGAGAUGUCAUACAACCAGUCAGCUUCCUAAAUAUGCUACAUUUACGGACCACUACAACAUUGUUUCCGGAAACAACAUUUUUUUUCUCUGUGACUCCUUCCAAACUCAUAUCUGGUUCAGCAGUGGUCACAAGCAAGCUGGUGUUCAACACCUCAUCUCCAGUUCCCAGUGAAUCUCUGGUCCUCAGUGCAAUCAAAACUCUGCGUAAUUCCAGAGAGUCACAGCUCAAUGAAUCGGUGAAGGUGGUGAAUGUCACCUAUGAGAAAAUCUCAGAAACCUCCUAUGCUGUGGUCUUUACAUUUAACGUGAUUAACAUCACCAUGCCAGAGGAACCUAAGUCUAGAGACAACACCAACCAGAAAGUGCAGGAUACCAUCAAUAAUGCGCUGAAUACUCUUCUGAAUGAACCUGGAAGUCCAACUUUACAACCAAAGUCCUCCAACUUCACUAGCACUUCAAACCAGAUUGAUGGCAGGAUGGAAUACACCUUCCAGGAUGGAGAUGUCAUACAACCAGUCAGCUUCCUCAAUGAGCUACGUCUACCAACCACUACAACAGUGUUUCCAGAAACAACAACCAGUGUUUCUGUUACUACUUCAAACCUCAUAUCUGGUUCAGCAGUGGUCACAAGCAAGCUGGUGUUCAACUCCUCAUCUCCAGUCCCCAGUGAAUCUCUGGUCCUCAAUGCAAUCAAAACUCUGCGUAAUUCCAGAGAGUCAAAGCUCAAUGAAUCGGUGAAGGUGGUGAAUGUCACCUAUGAGAAAAUCUCAGAAACCUCCUAUGCUGUGGUCUUUACAUUGAACGUGAUUAACAUCAGCAUGCCAGAGGACCCUGUGUCUAGAGGCAACACCAACCAGAAAGUGCAGGAUACCAUCAAUAAUGCGCUGAACACUCUUCUGAAUGAACCUGGAAGUCCAACUUUACAACCAAAGUCCUCCAACUUCACAAGCACUUCAAACCAGAUUGAUGGCAGGAUGGAAUACACCUUCCAGGACGGAGAUGUCAUACAACCAGUCAGCUUCCUCAAUGAGCUACGUCUAUCAACCACUACAACAGUGUUUCCCGAAACAACAACCAGUGUUUCUGUUACUGCUCCCAACCUCAUAUCUGGUUCAGCAGUGGUCACAAGCAAGCUGGUGUUCAACUCCUCAUCUCCAGUCCCCAGUGAAUCUCUUGUCCUCAAUGCAAUCAAAACUCUGCGUAAUUCCAGAGAGUCACAGCUCAAUGAAUCGGUGAAGGUGGUGAAUGUCACCUAUGAGAAAAUCUCAGAAACCUCCUAUGCUGUGGUCUUUACAUUUAACGUGAUUAACAUCAGCAUGCCAGAGGACCCUGUGUCUAGAAGCAACACCAACCAGAAAGUGCAGGAUACCAUCAAUAAUGCGCUGAGCACUCUUCUGAAUGAACCUGGAAGUCCAAAUUUACAACCCAAGUCAUCAAACUUCACUAGCACUUCAAACCAGAUUGAUGGCAGGAUGGAAUACACCUUCCAGGAUGGAGAUGUCAUACAACCAGUCAGCUUCCUCAAUGAGCUACGUCUACCAACCACUACAACAGUGUUUCCAGAAACAACAACCAGUGUUUCUGUUACUACUUCAAACCUCAUAUCUGGUUCAGCAGUGGUCACAAGCAAGCUGGUGUUCAACUCCUCAUCUCCAGUCCCCAGUGAAUCUCUGGUCCUCAGUGCAAUCAAAACUCUGCGUAAUUCCAGAGAGUCACAGCUCAAUGAAUCGGUGAAGGUGGUGAAUGUCACCUAUGAGAAAAUCUCAGAAACCUCCUAUGCUGUGGUCUUUACAUUUAACGUGAUUAACAUCAGCAUGCCAGAGGACCCUGUGUCUAGAGGCAACACCAACCAGAAAGUGCAGGAUACCAUCAAUAAUGCGCUGAACACUCUUCUGAAUGAACCUGGAAAUCCAACUUUACAACCAAAGUCCUCCAACUUCACAAGCACUUCAAACCAGAUUGAUGGCAGGAUGGAAUACAGCUUCCAGGAUGGAGAUGUCAUACAACCAGUCAGCUUCCUCAAUGAGCUACGUCUACCAACCACUACAACAGUGUUUCCGGAAGCAACAACCAGUGUUUCUGUUACUACUCCCAAACUCAUAUCUGGUUCAGCAGUGGUCACAAGCAAGCUGGUGUUCAACGCCUCAUCUACAGUUCCCAGUGAAUCUCUGGUCCUCAAUGCAAUCAAAACUCUGCGUAAUUCCAGAGAGUCACAGCUCAAUGAAUCGGUGAAGGUGGUGAAUGUCACCUAUGAGAAGAUCUCAGAAACCUCCUAUGCUGUGGUCUUUACAUUUAACGUGAUUAACAUCAGCAUGCCAGAGGACCCUGUGUCUAGAGGCAACACCAACCAGAAAGUGCAGGAUACCAUCAAUAAUGCGCUGAACACUCUUCUGAAUGAACCUGGAAGUCCAACUUUACAACCAAAUUCCUCCAACUUCACUAGCACUUCAAACCAGAUUGAUGGCAGGAUGGAAUACAGCUUCCAGGAUGGAGAUGUCAUACAACCAGUCAGCUUCCUCAAUGAGCUACGUCUACCAACCACUACAACAGUGUUUCCAGAAACAACAACCAGUGUUUCUUUUACUGCUCCCAACCUCAUAUCUGGUUCAGCAGUGGUCACAAGCAAGCUGGUGUUCAACUCCUCAUCCCCAGUUCCCAGUGAAUCUCUGGUCCUCAAUGCAAUCAAAACUCUGCGUAAUUCCAGAGAGUCACAGCUCAAUGAAUCGGUGAAGGUGGUGAAUGUCACCUAUGAGAAAAUCUCAGAAACCUCCUAUGCUGUGGUCUUUACAUUUAACGUGAUUAACAUCAGCAUGCCACAGGACCCUGUGUCUAGAGGCAACACCAACCAGAAAGUGCAGGAUACUAUCAAUAAUGCGCUGAACACUCUUCUGAAUGAACCUGGAAGUCCAACUUUACAACCAAAGUCCUCCAACUUCACAAGCACUUCAAACCAGAUUGAUGGCAGGAUGGAAUACACCUUCCAGGAUGGAGAUGUCAUACAACCAGUCAGCUUCCUCAAUGAGCUACGUCUACCAACCACUACAACAGUGUUUCCCGAAACAACAUUUGGUUUCUCUCUGACUCCUUCAAACCUCAUAUCUGGUUCAGCAGUGGUCACAAGCAAGCUGGUGUUCAACUCCUCAUCUCCAGUCCCCAGUGAAUCUCUGGUCCUCAAUUCAAUCAAAACUCUGCGUAAUUCAAGAGAGUCACAGCUCAAUGAAUCGGUGAAGGUGGUGAAUGUCACCUAUGAGAAAAUCUCAGAAACCUCCUAUGCUGUGGUCUUUACAUUUAACGUGAUUAACAUCAGCAUGCCAGAGGACCCUGUGUCUAGAGGCAACACCAACCAGAAAGUGCAGGAUACCAUCAAUAAUGCGCUAAACACUCUUCUGAAUGAACCUGGAAGUCCAACUUUACAACCAAAGUCCUCCAACUUCAUAAGCAUUUCAAACCAGAUUGAUGGCAGGAUGGAAUACAGCUUCCAGGAUGGAGAUGUCAUACAACCAGUCAGCUUCCUCAAUGAGCUACGUCUACCAACCACUACAACAGUGUUUCCAGAAACAACAACCAGUGUUUCUGUUACUACUCCAAACCUCAUAUCUGGUUCAGCAGUGGUCACAAGCAAGCUGGUGUUCAACUCCUCAUCUCCAGUCCCCAGUGAAUCUCUAGUCCUCAAUGCAAUCAAAACUCUGCGUAAUUCCAGAGAGUCACAGCUCAAUGAAUUGGUGAAGGUGGUGAAUGUCACCUAUGAGAAGAUCUCAGAAACCUCCUAUGCUGUGGUCUUUACCUUUGACGUGAUUAACAUCAGCAUGCCAGAGGACCCUGUGUCUAGAGGCAACACCAACCAGAAAGUGCAGGAUACUAUCAAUAAUGCGGUAAACUUCAAAAAUGAACAGUGUAAUACAUCUUAG